AUGAAGAGCGUCCAAGUUUUUGGUCGUAAGAAGACCGCUACAGCCGUAGCCUACUGCUGCGAAGGCUCUGGCCUUAUCAAACUCAAUGGCACACCAAUCAAUAUGGUCUCUUCUGAAACACUCCGUGCCAAGAUCCUCGAACCACUCCAACUCAUUGGUGAAGAGUCUUGGGGCAACCUCGACAUCCGCGUUCGCGUCCACGGUGGUGGCCACGUCGCUCAGGUCUACGCUAUCCGCCAGGCUGUCGCUAAGGCCAUCGUUGCUUACUAUCAGAAGUAUGUUGAUGAGGCAACAAAGACAGAAAUCAAGAACACACUCCUCGGCUACGAUCGUACACUCCUUGUCGCAGAUCCACGUCGUAUGGAACCAAAGAAGUUCGGUGGUCAGGGUGCCCGUGUCCGCAGACAGAUGUCAUACCGUUAA
Molecule: messenger RNA, 423 nt
Organism: Trichomonas vaginalis G3
Lineage: Eukaryota; Parabasalia; Trichomonadida; Trichomonadidae
Product: Chain Q 40s Ribosomal Protein S16
Exons: 1
Coding region: 1-423 (140 amino acids)
Biological process (GO): maturation of SSU-rRNA from tricistronic rRNA transcript (SSU-rRNA, 5.8S rRNA, LSU-rRNA); translation
Cellular component (GO): cytosolic small ribosomal subunit; ribosome
Molecular function (GO): RNA binding; structural constituent of ribosome
Source: RefSeq, a predicted model, not a curated record